AUGGCCUUGCCCUCCGCCAAAACUGUUCUAUCAGUGGUGGCUUCUCUCACCGCCUCGGCCGUUCUCUUCCGAACAAUCGCCGACGACCUCAUACCUGAUUUCAUCCAUGGCUACUUUUCCUCACUCCUCCGAAUGCUUUCCAACCGCUACUUCUCUCAACUCACUGUCGUCAUCGAAGAGUUCGAAGGCCUCACUUCAAACCACAUGUUCGAAGCGGCCAACAUCUACUUGGGCACCAAGCUAUCGCCUUCCACCGCCAGAAUCAAAGUAAACAAGCCCGAAAAAGGCGAAGAACUAACAGUCACCGUUGAUAAAAACCAAGAAAUAUCAGAUUUCUACGGAGGAGUGAAGUGA
Molecule: messenger RNA, 354 nt
Organism: Ilex paraguariensis (yerba mate)
Lineage: Eukaryota; Viridiplantae; Streptophyta; Magnoliopsida; Aquifoliales; Aquifoliaceae
Source: the annotation of a GenBank genome assembly